Molecule: messenger RNA, 234 nt
Organism: Colletotrichum higginsianum IMI 349063
Lineage: Eukaryota; Fungi; Ascomycota; Sordariomycetes; Glomerellales; Glomerellaceae
Exons: 2
Coding region: 1-234 (77 amino acids)
Source: RefSeq, a predicted model, not a curated record
AUGUCUGAAAUGGCCGCUCCUGUUGGCAAGUGGGCCAACCCGGCCCUUCUCGAGGCCCUCGUGAUGGGAUUCUACGGAAUUGCCAAGGGCGAAGGUCUUUCAAAGGAGGCAAAGGACUCGAUCAUCGAAAAGGUUCAUCUUUGGGGCUUCACCGACAUUACCUGGGAGGGUAUUCGUUUCAAGGCCUCUUUCUCUUUUCCCGAUCGCUUCCUUCCCUUCUGUUCCGGCAUCUAG